Molecule: messenger RNA, 1297 nt
Organism: Linum trigynum
Lineage: Eukaryota; Viridiplantae; Streptophyta; Magnoliopsida; Malpighiales; Linaceae
Source: the annotation of a GenBank genome assembly
GUUUAAAUAUGAGUAUUUAUAAUUUUAUUUGUAAUAUUGACCGGCAUGAACUGGCACAAACCGGUAUGUGCCUCCGGUUGAACCAUUCCACUUGCUAAAUCGGCACACUGGCAUAAACCGGUUUGACAACCUUGCGCGUGACCGACACCGGAUGAAUACGUCAUUACGCGCUCUCCUUCUUUCCCAUGUGCCGCCGCCACACCCUAUCCUAGCACUCUCAGAACGCGGGACGAGGCACGGCUUCACAGACAAGACUUGAAAUCGCAAAUUCUAGAGGGAUUUUGGCAAAAAACAAGCUCCGUCUCCAUUUUGCUUCCGAGUUCAAGCCUCUAGGGUUCCUCAUUCUCCCAAUUCCUCCCAAGACUUUCUAGAGAUCAAUUACGAUGGAGGCAAAAGCGACGCAGGGUGUUGCGCUGGUGAUUUCUGAUGAACAGGUGGUCCAGAUGACCACCAUUAACGAUGCGCUUAGGGAGCUCGGCAAGGAAGCGUUGCAGUGUGACGUUCAGCUUUAUACACAGUCAUCCUCGCAAAGUAAACUACCAGUGGAGUCAUCUUCAAUAGAAUUUCUGAUUUGCAUAAGCAGAUCACAUGCAUAUCCUGAUGGGAGUUGGUUUGAUGAAAUUUCUCGGGCGUUAAAACCUGGUGGUACUAUCUUGGUCUAUAAGGUUCUGCAGGCUGCUCCAAAGGAAACCGAGAAGUCACUUGAACGCCAAUUACUUUUGGCGGGGUUCUUAGAUGCUAAAGGUGUUCAGCAGAGCUCAAAUGUUGUCCUCCAGUCUGUUGUGACUGUGAAAGCAAAGAAGGCUUCUUGGAAAAUUGGGACAUCCUUUGCUCUCAAAAAGGGUACAAAGGCACCGAUUAAGCUUCAGAUGGACGAUGAUUCAGAUUUGAUCGACGAAGAUAGCCUAUUGACCGAAGAGGAUUUGAAGAAACCUCAAAUACCAGUUGGCGACUGCGAGAUUAGUACCACGAAGAAAGCUUGCAAGAACUGUACCUGUGGGAGAGCUGAGGAGGAAGAGAAAGUUAAGUUAGGAUUGACCACAGAGCAGCUGAACAAUCCUCAAUCAUCCUGUGGAAGUUGCGGACUUGGGGAUGCUUUCCGUUGCGGCACAUGUCCAUACAAAGGUCUCCCUCCAUUCAAGCUUGGCGAAAAGGUGUCCUUGUCCAGCAACUUCCUUGUGGCAGACAUUUAAACUUCUGCAGAAGCUAUCGGAAUGGCGAUGGAGUCUUUGUCUGCUCAAGUGGUAUGUUUAGGUUUCUUGAGGUGGUUCAGAGAAUGUCAGAUGGAAAGAAAAGA